GCUGUUUCUCUCUCCUGCUGCACUCCGGGGCUGGUUCCCAUUCAAAUGUGGGUCAGGGGUGAGGAAGCGUAACGUCAUAAGCUUGCAACAUGGCGUCCCGAAGGCUGUGAGAUGAGCAAGAGGAUGGUAAAGAACGCUUGAGAACCACCCUACAGAUGUAAGAAGCUUCAGGUGGCAUUCGUGUAGGAAGAGCGAGACGGAAGGAAGGACUGACGGAAGGUGGAAAUGGAACUGCCAAAUCAUGCCAAACAACUGCUGCUGCAACUCAACCAGCAGAGAGCCAAGGGCUUCCUGUGUGAUGUUAUCAUCGUGGUGGAGAAUGCACUCUUCCGUGCCCACAAGAACAUCCUGGCGGCGAGCAGCAUCUACUUUAAAUCUUUGGUCCUCCACGAUAACCUCAUUAACCUGGACACGGAGAUGGUUAACCCCUCUGUGUUCAGGCAAGUUCUGGACUUCAUCUAUACUGGUAAGCUGCUGUCCUCGUCGGACCAGAGUAGCGAGCAGAAUUUCAGUGCCCUCUUAACCGCAGCCAGCUACCUCCAGCUCCACGACCUCGCUGCCCUGUGCAGAAAGAAGCUCAAGCGCAGUGGUGGGAAACCCCUGCCAGGUAAACCCUCCACUCCAGGUCCUCUUAGCCGCUUACGCCUCAAUAACCAGCGCCUUUCCUCCUCCACACCGGCUGGCCCCAACAACCACUAUCUUCCCACCCCUUCAGACGCUGACCAGCCACAGCCAGAUGAAGGCCUUCGGGACAAGCUCUCAGAUGAUGAGAUGUUUAUUGGCAGCUCUGGGAGGAACGGCAACGGAGGGAAUGGCAGCAGUAACGGUAACCUCAGCAGCGGAGGAAGUGCAGGCGAGCCUGAUCUUGGGUUAGACCUGACCAAAAAGAGCCCCCCCUCUGCGGGCACAGUCACGGACGCCCUCAGCCCCCACAGCAACUCCCAAGAAUCCCCUCAGUCUGCCUCGGUAUCCACAACCAACAGUGCCUCGCUGGACGACUCCUCGACCACCCUCCCGGGCGUGGACGUUUGCAGCUCUGACCCCACUGAGGUCAACUGUAAAACCGAGGACAUCCAGCACGACGGACCUCCUCCACAGAAGAAAUCCCGGCAGGGUGGGCGCAAGAAUGAAUGGCCCAAGAAAGAGGCAUCAGGAUUGAGGUCUGAUGAUCAUGACAGGCCCCUGGUUAAUGGAGUGAUUGUGGCACCCAAAGAUGGCCGCUCCUCUGGCGGGGCUGUUGGGGGCAGUGGUAGCAGCCUCAACUCCGACCAGACCCUCCAGUGUAAAGACGAGGAAGACGGAGGAGAGAACGGCCAGGACCACAGCGAAGACAGCGGUCAAAGCGAUGGAGAGAGCGCAGGGGGUGGAGGAGGGGGCACAGGCGGGGGCCACCGUAACGCCAACUACGUGUACCGCCAGGAAGGUUUUGAACCAGCGUUUGGAGACAACCUCUAUGUGUGCAUUCCCUGUGGAAAAGGCUUUCCCAGCUCAGAGCAGCUCAACGCUCACGUGGAGACCCACACCGAGGAUGAGUUGUACAUCAAAGAGGAAGGGGGGACCUACGUGAAGGAGGAAGAUGAGGAGGAGGCAGAGGAUCUUUCCACGCCUGUAGGCCCCUCCAACUUCGGCUCCGAAACGCGCCCCUUCAAGUGCACCGUCUGCAAUAAGAGCUACAAGGACCCGGCGACGCUGCGCCAGCAUGAAAAGAGCCACUGGCUUACCCGGCCCUUCCCCUGCAACAUCUGCGGCAAGAUGUUUACCCAGCGGGGCACCAUGACGCGCCACAUGCGCAGCCACCUGGGCCUCAAGCCCUUCGCAUGUGAGGAGUGCGGCAUGCGUUUCACUCGCCAGUACCGCCUGACGGAGCACAUGCGCGUCCACUCCGGGGAAAAGCCGUACGAAUGCCAGCUCUGCGGCGGGAAGUUCACUCAACAACGCAACCUCAUCAGUCACCUGAGAAUGCACACCUCGCCCUCCUAGAAACAAGCCAAAGAACUCUGGGAAUAGAAAAACAAACUGCUCUACCUUCUUUCUUUUGUUUUUUUUCCAACAAAGAAAUGCACAUGUACACGUUGAACACACUUCUACAAAUGACCUUUGGUUUACGACGCCCUGGCUAAGUGAAUGUUGUAGCCACACUGGGCAACGAUGGUAAUGUAGGUUCAUCAUCAGUUGAAAGUGACAUGCGCUCACCUCUCAGGAGUUCUAGAGGGACCGUUUACUCCUCUUUCUCUAUCUUAACUGUCUCUCAGCCCCAGGUCGCAAAGCCUUGGCGACAUAGCUUUGUGGCUUGUGGUCUUUUUAAGGCCGAUAAAUGUGAAUGUGGGUACCAAUGUAAUGUCUGACCCUAAUGUCCGCCUCAUGCCCCUCAGCAGGCCUCAUCUCUUCUACUUUUUUUUUUUUAAAGCUUUUUUUUCCUGGUCGUUCUCCAAACUUCAGAAGUCCCCUCUGCUCUCCAGCGCUAUUCUGACCAAAAAGAUGGAAAGUAACCCAAUGAAAUCACUACUGGCAAUAAUUCAGCAAAAACAAAGAGUCUUUUUUUACUCUUAACAGCUUUAUAUUCUUUUAUGUUAAGCGAUGGCGGAUGUAAGACGAGGGGUGACUGGGUUUGUGACCACCUCCAUGCUUUAACUGAGAGAAGGUUCCACGUGGGGUCAUGUUGGGUCAGGUGUUGGUUGCUUAAAAAGGUCUCUUCAUGGCUGUAAUCCAGAAAGGACGUUCACUCACUUCCCACUUGCCUGAUGGUGCAUCUGGGAAGCAAUAAUCCUGGUUUGCAAAGAGGAACCUCUUGAGGUACUUGUUUUACGUAAAGAACUUAUAAUGUUUCAGUGAAUGUUUUAACUGGAAGGUCUUGGGAUUUUUCUUGUGGUGGGGGAGGGAUUUAGGGUUGGGGUGGGCUCAUAAGAAGGUGUUUUAGACUGAACAAUACGUUCAGUGGGUACGUUUUAUUUUGUGUCUGUAUAGCUUUCCUCCCCUUAUGGAAAAAAAAAGAAGUCUAUUUAUAUGGGCUUGUGACCUCGCUACCUCUGAUUACUCUUACAAACUCUAUAUGUUUAGUUCCUAUGUAAUUAAUUGUAAAAAGUGUGUUGAUUAUCUUCACUUGAUGCUUUAACCUGCCCAUCUCUCAACACAGGUUUUUAAUACUCAGAUUUUAUUCAUUUCUAUUCUUUUUAGCAGUCGUGUUUACUCCAAAUACAAGAUAGCUUUUCGGGCACCCCCACCUCACGGUGGUGUCUCCUCAAAAUGUACUGUAGCGUCUUUCCGAAGGCAGGUAAUGGUUAGUUGGUUAGGUGUAUAGUGUUCCAAAGAUCCUGUGAAUGUGGAGAACAGAGCUAACUAACAAACAUUGCUAGACAAGUUCAAAACCAAAGCUUUUUUUUUUUUUUUUAAAGAUGUACUUAAAGAGAUAUAGCAUACUAAAUUAUUUCGCUUUUUAAUUUUGUUUUUAUUUUGCUGUAUAAUACAAAAUUAAGAAUUAUAUUGUAAGUCCAUACAAAGAAAUCCACUCUUUUGGAGUUUUGGCCAAUGACUCCGAGACUGAGGAAGCUUCUUGUGGUUUGCAAGGAAAGCUUGUGCUGAUUGGUGGGCCGGUGAACUUUACCACCUAAAGAAAAGAAACCGCUGGUCAUUUUUUACAAUUUUUUUUGCGUUGUUUAUAUCCAAAAUCCUUAUCACUUUAUAUUCCCUAACUUUAAAAAAACAGGACAUGAUGUGUUCUGUUCAGACCAAAAAAAAAAAUGGAAAAAGAAAAAAAUAUAGGACUUAUAAUCAGAAUUUUAAUGUGAAGUUCAAGUUGCUUGUUAGUUCCUUUUGAGCCAGACUUGUGAAAACUUGUAACAAGAAGGGAGAAGCAGGGAUGCACUGGACAGCUACUCCUGCAAAAAAUCCUGUUUUUGUUUUUUAUUUUUGGGUGUUUGUCUCCAAUGUUCUCCACUGCAUCACUUAAUGGUUUUAAGUUAUUCUAACUAGCAGAUGCUUUACCUGAUUAACGUCAUUGUCACUACAGCCUGUCCAGUGUAUCCAUUCCUAACCGUUACACUGGCCCUUCACUACAAGUUUUUGGUAUAGGCAUUCCUCUUUUUUUUUUUUAAUAUAUAACUGUCCUUUAAUAUUUUUUUUGUCUGACUCCUUUGUUAUCCUCAUGGUCUGUGAAUUGUUUAAGAUGUAGGGAUGCAGCCACAGUUACAAACAUCAUGACCGUUUGUAAGGUACCUGCAUCUCCUGGAUGAGUUACUACUUGGUUGGCUGUUAAGCAGUUACUAGUUAGUAACCUGCAUGGUGCAUAUACAUGUUCCCCCCCCUCCCCAAACUACAAACACGCAUCCAUCCUCUUGAGUACAUUGCAUUUGUGUACCUAUCAACGUGCAGUUCAGUGUCUAUCAUGCAAAGGAUGUGUGUGUUUAGUUUUUUUGUUGUUGUUUUUUUUUUAACAUGAUAUCCAGCCAUUGCUGCAAUUGCUGCAUUUGAAUGCUUGCUUGUCGGACAUAAACGAAGAAAAACUCCAAACUGUGACCAUACUAAUACUACUAUUACUAUUACUACUUCUACUAGAACUACUACUAUACAAAAUACUUCAGGGAUUGUCCUGCAUCUGUGAAUGCAGGCCAUCAGCUACAUUUGUAUGACAUAGUAUUGUAUCAAUUUCUCUGUAUUUUAAUCACGGGAGGGGGGGCAGAAACACUAGUUUCAUAUGUAAAACAAAAAAGGAAAGGGAUGGGGGGCGUUUUUUUUUCUUUUUUCCCAACUAACAAAGAGCCUUGACAAAAGGUGAGGCAGCUCGAAACAAUUUUAGUUAAUGACACGGUAUGUUCAUGCAUAGUUGUACAAAAAAAAGUAAGAAGAAAUAGAAAAAGCUCAUACCCAAAAUCCACAAACUAUUUUUUAAACCAAAGCACAUUUGAAUGACUAUGGAACCAUGCGUGGCUCUAGAAAAAAAAAAGAAAAAAAAGAAACAUGUAUUUAUCUCAUUGUUUACAAACUUUGACAGUUUUUACAGACCUCACUCAAGGCCCGGCCAGUCAGAGACUUUUAAUUGUUUUUUUUGUUUUGUUUUUUGCUGCUUUUCCACAGAGGUUUGCUGCCAAAACAAAAAGCAUGUGGUGGACUGCUGCAUAUUCAGUUAGAGGGAUGGGUGUGUUCGCUUUUAGGUGCACUAAAACCCCUCCCUCUGCCAGCUGGCUUUUGGGCUGACCCCAUGCCCCCAAUCACUCCCUCCCUUCGUGCCCUCUGGCCUGUCUGGGGGGGGGUGGGCAGUGCAUCCUUGAUGUGUUCAUCAAAAGGCAUUGUUAGUCAGGGUCUUCUCGCACCGUGUUGUGUAUCUGUUUGCCCUCUUGCACUUGACGGCUGCCUCUCGGCUCUCCAGUGGUAGGAUGGGUUUACGGCGACGUUGAAUUCAAGUGGAGAAUGUUGCUUUGAUUUGUCCGCUGCAUGUAAAUGAGAAUUAUCAGCUAUAGUCUUAACUGUGAAUGUUUUUUCUUGCUUUUUUUAAGCUGUUCUGUGGGUCAAAGCAGCACAAACCUCUGGCUGGCUGAGCCUCCUUACAAAGUCGGUGAAAACACUUAUUGACGGUGUUCUCACUAUCUCUCUGUCUCUCUUUCACUCUUUUUUUUUUUUUAUCAAAUGUCUAUUGUCAGUGAUGAAUGUAUUUAUUUGUGGUCCGGCCCUCACCUCGGCAAAGAAUUUGCUCAAAGUGUGAGUUUGAGGUGGAGGCCGGACCGCCUAUUGUUUUUGUUUUUGUUGUUAAUGUUUUGAGGGUUUCAAGCUGAGAAUCAAAAAAAAUGCAACACGAAACAGCCAUUAACUGCGUUCUGUGACAUUUUAGGGGGAUUUUAGUUAUUUUUAUAUCUCAUUUCUCAGUCUUUUCAUGUGAUUCUCUGCAGAUGUCCCCUCCCCCCAUUCCCAUCUCACUGAAAGCCUCAUGAGGGGCCUUGAAGCCCUCAUGUGGAUACAGACUGGAGGCCACUAUAUUGUCUUGGAUUGCUUUGCCUGGGUGUUGCCAUGUAUACGCUUUGUUUUUGACCUCCAACAAAACAAACAUGCACAUCGUUCACGUGUCAUUCUCUGCUUUUUUUGUCUUAAUUUCUACAACUGUAGCUUGGUUGGGUCUACUUGUUUUGUUUUUGUUUUUUAAUCCAAGGUUUGACUAAGUGCACUUUUUUAAUCCGACUUCCCGCUGACUUUCUUAUUUAGGUCUCUUUGUGUAUGCCCAUCCACAUAUCUAUAUCUCAGUGUUACCAAAGCUUUAAAAUCAGUAUA
Doryrhamphus excisus (bluestripe pipefish) is the source of this 6255-nucleotide messenger RNA. RefSeq names its product hypermethylated in cancer 2 (gene hic2). Gene Ontology annotation, biological process: regulation of transcription by RNA polymerase II. Lineage: Eukaryota; Metazoa; Chordata; Actinopteri; Syngnathiformes; Syngnathidae. Gene Ontology annotation, molecular function: protein binding; DNA-binding transcription factor activity, RNA polymerase II-specific. Gene Ontology annotation, cellular component: nucleus. The record is from RefSeq and is a predicted model, not a curated record.